AUGUCAUCACCCCCGCAUUCUCGCCCGUUCCAACGCCUCUUAAUUGCGAACAGAGGCGAAAUUGCCGUGCGAUUAUUUCAGGCGGCACGGGAAUUGCCCAGUGCUGUUGAGACAUUCGGCCUGUACACCCACGAUGAUCGGUCGCAUUGCGAUUUGGGUCAUCCCCACCAUUUAAUAGAGAUACCAUCCGCAACUUCUUAUUUAGACAUCUCGCUCCUUGUUGACAUCGCUCGCAAAAACGCGAUCGAUGCUGUCCAUCCUGGCUAUGGAUUUCUCAGCGAGAGUGCCGAGUUCGCUCAACGCAUGUGGUCCGAGGCUGGCGCUGUAGUGAUCGGACCUGGCCCCGAGAAUCUCGCCAGAACUGGAGACAAGCUUCAAGCUAAGGAGCUCGCUCGGGAGUGCAGUGUCCCGGUACUAGCAGCUAUGUCAUCACCGACUUCUAAUGAGAACGAGAUUCGCGAUUUCAUCAAACAGGUCGGAUUUCCUGUGAUGAUCAAGGCCGUGGAUGGGGGUGGUGGCCGCGGCAUCCGACUCGUCAGAGAGGAAGCAGAGCUGAAAAACGCCAUUCAGCGCGCUCUUGGCGAAUCACCUUCCCGGACCGUUUUCGUGGAGAAGGCUGCGGUUGACGGGUUUCAUCACAUUGAGAUUCAGGUGAUUGGCGACGGCACUGGCCAAGUACGCCAUCUCUGGGAACGAGACUGCAGUGUACAGCGACGGUUCCAGAAAGUUGUGGAGUUUGCACCCGCGUUGAUCCCCAAUCGGCAAUUGAUUUCAAGGGUGAUUGAAGCGGCCUUGAAAAUGGCAAGCAAGAUUCGAUAUCGCUCGUUGGGCACAUUUGAAUUCCUGGUCAGCCAGAACAAAGAGGAAUUCUUUUUCUUGGAAAUCAACCCACGCCUUCAAGUCGAACACACCAUUACCGAAUCGAUCAGCGGGAUUGAUCUAGUCCAGACACAACUUUUGCUGGCACAAGGGAAAGCUUUCCCAGAUAUCGGUCUUGAAGACGCUGGCAAUAGCAACACUCAGCCUCCGGCGAAAUGCCAUUCCAUACAGCUUCGUGUCUGCGCAGAAGACCCAAAGAACAACUUCACACUCAGCAUAGGCAAAGUCACGGAUUUCACAGUUCCCAGCGGUCAUGGCAUUCGAGUUGACACACAUAUCAACACUUCUGGGACCGCGUCAUUGAUUGUAGGGUCCAGCUUUGACAACCUCUUAGCCAAGAUUAUAGUGACAGGGUCUACGUGGGAAUCCACUGUUCGCAAAGCUCAGCGUGUUCUAGCCGACACGAAAGUCUCCGGGAUCAAGACAAAUCUCAGCCUUCUGAGAGGUAUUCUGGCGCAUCCCAAUUUCACAGCUGGCCACGCAGACACGCAAUGGCUCGGGUUGACACUGGACGAGGCACAGCAGCUUGGCGAGCGAGCCUCUCAAGAAAUUCCAGAACACAGUUUUGCUGCUCGCUCUGUACAGAGCUCGGGCACCGCAAAUGGACCGACGUCGUCCAAUUUACUGUUCCGCAAAGGGGAUGCUUGGUCACUUUCACUUCAACCCCUUGGAAACGAGAACUUGUCGGCACCAGACAAGAUUGCACAUCAUCUCAAGCUUUCACGAGUCCUACGAAAUGACUUUCCUAACUCAUUGACUGCCGAGAUUGAGUACACGACUCCGAAUUCACAGACGGCCGUCCCGUAUCGUCUACAUCUUGAGUCAACCACAACGGCGGCUUCCGCACUUGUCUCUUCGUCCAACCGACGUGGAGAGCCAAAUAAUCCGCAGCACAUCGUGCUUCCGCUCUCAGGAAAACUCAUUGAAGUCCUCGUUUCCAAGGGCGAUGUCGUUGUGCAGGACCAGGUCUUGGCUUUCGUGAGGCAGAUGAAAAUGGAGCUGGAAGUGCGUAGCCCGCGCGCGGGAACAGUCCAGUGGGCCUUUGAAAUGCAAGAGGAAGAGGAAGACGUUGCGGAAGGAAUGCUUCUAGUGGAGCUUACCACGGAGAAGGAGGAAGGCAGUCGAAUCAAAGGAAAACUGUAG
This is a messenger RNA of Penicillium oxalicum, 2022 nucleotides long. Its product is annotated as putative pyruvate carboxylase. The coding region runs from base 1 to 2022 and encodes 673 amino acids. Gene Ontology annotation, molecular function: metal ion binding; ATP binding. NCBI's taxonomy places the organism in Eukaryota, Fungi, Ascomycota, Eurotiomycetes, Eurotiales, Aspergillaceae. The transcript has 2 exons. The record is from RefSeq and is a predicted model, not a curated record.